Aspergillus oryzae RIB40 is the source of this 933-nucleotide messenger RNA. RefSeq names its product AN1-type zinc finger protein. Bases 1 to 933 code for a protein of 310 amino acids. Gene Ontology annotation, molecular function: zinc ion binding. The transcript has a single exon. NCBI's taxonomy places the organism in Eukaryota, Fungi, Ascomycota, Eurotiomycetes, Eurotiales, Aspergillaceae. Gene Ontology annotation, cellular component: cytoplasm. The record is from RefSeq and is a predicted model, not a curated record.
AUGGCGCCCAUUUCCAUGUCCAAAGAUCGGCCCUCACCACAGGAAUCUUUCACGCAAAUGGCCGACAAAGAUCUAGAAUCCAUCGGGCGACACUGUCAAUUCGAGUACUGCAACCAACUUGAUUUCCUUCCAUUCCGCUGCGAGUCCUGUCGCGGGACGUUCUGUCUGGACCACCGCACCGAAACCUCUCAUAAAUGCCCCAAAGCCGGUGAAUGGGCUCGCCGACGAAACGCCCAGAACGCAAGCCCCGACACCAGUCUCCCUACGCAGAAACCCACGAUCUACAACUCGGACCAAUGCGCACAUCUCGACUGCAAAACUCUCAUCAACACGAUGAAGGACCCGGGCGUCCGAUGCCCCAACUGCAACCGCCAAUACUGCCUGAAGCACCGACUCCGGGAGGAACACGACUGCGCCAAGAUCACCCCGCUGGGCGGUCGGCCGGCCGCCGCAGGCGCCAACGCCAACGAGACGCUGCGUUCCAUGUUCGCCCGGGUGCGCACAUGGGGCAAAGAGAAGAGUCACGCGGCCACCCAGAGUCUCACGCCGACUCCGAAACCGAAUAGUCCGGCGGCGCGGGCUGUCCAGCUGAAUACACUCAAGAAGUCUGCCAAGGGCGACGCCAAUGUUCCCGCCGACAAACGGCUCUAUCUACAUGUGGUCGGCACAUCGGAUACGCAGAGGGUGGACCCACCGAAUGGCGACUUCUACUUCGAUAGCCGGUGGAAGGUCGGGCGAGUUCUGGACGAUGCGGCGCGGCGACUGCGGGUGGAGAACGUGAACAAUCGUGCGGACGAAAAGGAACGACUCCGGAUCUUCCAUGUUGAGUCGGGCGAGUUCCUGGAGUUCUCGGACGCAAUCGGAGCCGGGAAGGUGCAGUCUGGACACACCAUCGUCUUGAUGAGGGGCGCGGGUGUGAUGCUGGGCAAGUAG